This is a messenger RNA of Neopsephotus bourkii (Bourke's parrot), 5881 nucleotides long. It is a transcript of the gene PDE10A, whose product is annotated as phosphodiesterase 10A. NCBI's taxonomy places the organism in Eukaryota, Metazoa, Chordata, Aves, Psittaciformes, Psittacidae. Gene Ontology annotation, molecular function: protein binding; 3',5'-cGMP-stimulated cyclic-nucleotide phosphodiesterase activity. Bases 754 to 3918 code for a protein of 1054 amino acids. Gene Ontology annotation, biological process: signal transduction; negative regulation of receptor guanylyl cyclase signaling pathway. The record is from RefSeq and is a predicted model, not a curated record. The transcript has 22 exons.
CAAACACGUGUGAUGUGGGGCAGCGAGGAGGAACUGUGCAUCUCCGCAUGGGAACGGGGAUUUGAUGCCCCACAGAAACGGAGGGGCGGCACGCUGGCACUUUCAUCCCAGCCGCCGCAGGGCACCUGCUUUUUGAUCUCGGUAGAUGGAAAUAUCUUGUUUAAAAUAACGAGUUCGCAUAGGGAGGAUCUUUUUUACUCGCGUGUCUCUCUGCGGUCCCUUUAGGUAGCUGCGGUGCCAUCGCUCCCUUGUGCGCGCCGGUAAGGAACGGGAGGAAGGGCGGCAGCCGGGAAGCGCUGGCUCCGCCAGUGGGCGUUCUCUGGCGGCCGGGCCGCGGCUGGAAGCGGCACUGCGGUGGUUUCAUCUGCCUCUUUGCAGGCAAGCACGGACAUUCGGGGCAGUAUUUUGCCCCGCUCGAAGAAAAUACAGAUCGUUGCCGGUUUCUUGCUUUGAAUGAGAGGUGGGAGCAUGAGGAAAACCAGACUUUGAAAGGGGAUCCGAACCGCUUGGCGGUCAGUAGCGCCCUGUCCCCUCCGGCCUAAAGGGGGAACGGAAAUGUGAGCAUUCCGUGCGUGCCGGGAGACGGGACGCGAAGGAAAUACUGUCCGCAGGUCGCUGGAGGGAACCGAAGACCGAACCGCCGUUGGUUUUGUCUGGCGCCGUCUUUCUUCGGCUUUCCCUUUCGCUUUACUCCGGUAUCUCUCCUAGACGUCCUGCCUUAAACUACUGCGAAAGGGAGGGAAGAGCGGAAGCAUGUCCAACCCGGAGAAGCGGAUCAUAUCCCGCCCCUCGGCCCCCCUGGCUGCAGCACCCGGGGAAAAGCCCGGCUCCGGCAGCCACCCGCUCCACUCCCAUGGACAGAGCGGCGGAGGUGGAGGCAGCGGCGGGUCUCCUCCUCCCCCCGCUCCUGGAGGCAGCUCGGCUGCCUGCAGCUCCCUCUUUCUCCUCCUAACAACCACCAGCAGCAGCAGAAGCCGCGCUGCAGGGACAGCCUCCUCCGCCGCCAACGCCAGCAUCGUCCCCAGAGCAGCAGCGGCUCCUUUCCUCGCUCCAGUCCCCUCCUUUUCCUCCGCUUCUCCAUUUUCCUUUUACUUCUUGCCGCCGCCUCCUCAUUUCCCCUCCUUGUCUUCCUUUAACCUCACAAGUCUCCAAGGGAGGGAAGGAGGAGGAGAGGCAACAAGAGCGGCAGGAGGAGGAGGAGGAGGAAGAGAUGUUGGCGGAGCAGCAGCAGCUCACUUGAUCGCCCAUCCAGGCGGCAGCGGCAGGAGGAGACUCUUCUGUUCUUCCUCCAUCCAGGGCUUGCUGCUCCGUUCCGCAGCCGGCGGCCCCCGGCAGCACCACUCCCGGCUCCUCCUCUCUCCAGCCGCCUCUCCCCCGUGGUCCUACAAUUCCCUCGGUGCUGCAGCAGCAGCAGCAGCCCGCGGCGACGGGAUCCGAGGCGGUGACGGCCCCGGCGGGAACAGGACUCCUAGGCGGCAGCAGCGGCAGAGAGGCGCCUUCUUCUCCUUCUCGUCUCCCCUGCUCCUAGGGCCAGACAUGGAAGAUGGAUCUAAUUCUACAAGCUGCUUUAGGAGGUUUACGGACUGUUUCUUGAACACAAGUUUAACAGAUGAAAAAGUGAAGGCAUAUCUUUCUCUUCACCCCCAGGUACUGGAUGAGUUUGUCUCGGAAAGUGUUAGUGCGGAAACUGUAGAAAAAUGGCUAAAAAGGAAAAAUAACAGACAGGAAGAUGAAACGACUCCUAAAGAAGUCAGCAGGUACCAAGAUACAAAUAUGCAAGGUGUAGUGUAUGAAUUGAACAGCUACAUAGAACAGCGCCUGGAUACAGGAGGGGAUAAUCAGCUACUUCUGUAUGAAUUGAGCAGCAUCAUAAAAAUAGCUACGAAAGCUGAUGGAUUUGCACUAUAUUUCCUGGGAGAAUGCAAUAAUAGUCUGUGUGUAUUUACACCACCAGGAGCUAAAGAAGGACAACCACGGCUCAUUCCUGCAGGGCCCAUUGCACAUGGCACUACAGUAUCUGCUUAUGUAGCCAGAUCCAGAAAAACGUUGCUAGUAGAAGAUAUUCUGGGGGAUGAGCGAUUUCCCAAAGGUACUGGACUGGAAUCAGGGACACGUAUCCAAUCUGUUCUGUGUUUGCCAAUUGUCACUGCAAUUGGUGAUCUAAUUGGUAUCCUGGAGCUUUACCGUCACUGGGGCAAAGAAGCCUUCCACCUUAGUCACCAAGAGGUUGCAACAGCAAAUCUUGCAUGGGCUUCAGUAGCAAUACAUCAAGUACAAGUGUGCCGGGGGCUGGCCAAGCAGACUGAACUGAAUGACUUCUUGCUUGAUGUAUCAAAAACAUAUUUUGAUAAUAUAGUUGCAAUAGAUUCUCUACUUGAACAUAUAAUGAUAUAUGCAAAAAACCUGGUGAAUGCAGAUAGGUGUGCACUCUUCCAGGUUGACCACAAAAAUAAGGAGCUGUAUUCAGACCUUUUUGAUAUUGGAGAAGAAAAUGAUGGGAAACCUGUCUUCAAGAAGACCAAAGAAAUAAGAUUUUCUAUAGAAAAAGGAAUUGCUGGUCAAGUGGCAAGAACUGGAGAAGUCCUUAACAUCCCUGAUGCCUAUGCAGAUCCACGCUUUAACAGAGAAGUAGACCUCUACACAGGCUACACAACCAGAAAUAUCCUGUGCAUGCCUAUUGUAAGCCGAGGAAGUGUAAUAGGUGUUGUGCAGAUGGUGAACAAAAUAAGUGGAAGUGCCUUCUCUAAAACUGAUGAGAACAACUUUAAAAUGUUUGCAGUCUUUUGUGCUUUAGCCUUACACUGUGCUAAUAUGUACCACAGAAUUCGCCAUUCAGAGUGUAUUUAUCGUGUAACGAUGGAGAAGCUAUCCUACCACAGUGUUUGUACAGCAGAAGAGUGGCAAAACCUCAUGCAAUGUACACUGCCCCCACAUAUUUGUAAAGAAAUUGAACUAUACCACUUUGAUAUCAGUCCAUAUGAGGACGUCUGGCCUGCCAUUUUUGUCUACAUGGUUCACCAGUCCUGUGGGACAGCCUGCUUUGAACUUGAAAAACUGUGCCGAUUUACUAUGUCUGUAAAGAAGAAUUAUCGCCGUGUGCCCUACCACAACUGGAAACACGCAGUUACUGUUGCACAUUGCAUGUACGCCAUACUUCAGAACAACCAGGGACUUUUCACUGAUCUAGAGCGAAAAGGUCUUUUAGUUGCAUGCCUGUGUCAUGACCUGGAUCACAGAGGUUACAGCAACAGCUAUCUUCAGAAAUUUGAUCACCCCUUAGCUGCUCUGUAUUCCACGUCAACAAUGGAACAGCACCACUUCUCACAGACUGUGUCCAUCCUGCAGCUGGAAGGGCACAAUGUCUUCUCCAAUCUGAGCUCCAGUGAAUAUGAGCAAGUACUUGAGAUCAUCAGGAAAGCCAUCAUUGCCACAGACCUUGCCCUAUAUUUUGGAAAUAGAAAACAGCUUGAAGAGCUGCAUCAGACGGGAGCAUUAAACCUUAAGAACCAAGCACACAGAGAUAGAGUGAUUGGUCUGAUGAUGACGGCUUGUGAUCUGUGUUCUGUAACAAAGUUAUGGCCAGUUACCAGGCUGACAGCCAAUGAUAUAUAUGCGGAGUUCUGGGCUGAGGGUGAUGAAAUGAAGAAAACGGGUAUUCAACCUAUUCCUAUGAUGGACAGAGACAAAAAGGAUGAAGUCCCUCAGGGUCAGAUUGGGUUCUACAAUGCAGUAGCUAUCCCAUGUUACACUACACUUGCACAGAUCUUUCCUCCAACUGGGCCACUGCUGCGAGCAUGCAGGGACAAUCUCAACCAAUGGGAGAAAGUAACAAGAGGUGAGGAAGCCUUUAUAUGGAUUCCUUCCCAGUCCCUUCCUCCUGGGACCUCAGAUUCACUUCCUGUGAAGAUUGAUGACUGAACAGCAGCAACAAAUAGCUUUAACCUGAAAAACAUCCCUUCUUGUUUUGGGGAUUGCUUUUUGUUUUGUUUCAUUUUUAUUUGAAAAAAAAAAACGGAAAAAGAAAAAGGAAAAAGAAAAGCUACAAAAGGUUAACUAAGAGGCAGAUCUGCCUAGGAAGGUAACACCCAUGGAGUUACCUCAGCUAAAUGACUCUGGCAGCCAGUCUCCUCACCUACACCAGUGACACAACAUGAACAGAGGGAAAACAACAACCCAGAAGUUUUGGAGUCAGCUAUCAAAAGAGAACUUACAACUUGUGAAUAUAAAAGACUGGCCUUAUCUCAUGGGCUACCUUGCUGAGGCCUUAAUUUAAAACUGAUGGGGGGGUGCGGGGUGGGGAAAUCUUAGGGGGUACUUCUAAAUUGUAUCUUUCUAGUAAGGGUUUCAAUGGUACUUUUAUUAUACUGUACUGUGGCUGGCUUUAACACCAGUGUCACUUGGGAGUUCUUGGCUAUAAAUAGAACAAUAUACCCAUUGCUAUUGUGAAUGUUUAUGUGUGAUCUACUUGUAAUCAGUUUGAACUCCAGCAGAAUCCUUGGAGACUAUAAUUCAUGCUUAGGUUACAGUGAAUUCUCUUGCUGCAAACUAAAGGAAAACCAACAUUCAGGUUAAAGUUUUAAAGUAUUUCAUUAAGCAUCAAGCAUCAUGAUGCAAAUUGUCUGUUACUGACAAGGCAAACAUUGAAAGAACUGGUGAUGGUGCUUUGUUCUUCCGAAUGAUUUGUAAACCUAAACAGCUCCUUUCUUAAAACACUGGAAGUAUUGGAUAUGAGAGUUUCAAGGUGGAGGUUUUGUAUCCGUAGUGACAGAAGCAUCAGAUUAAAAUUUAAAUGUGACAGCAAAGAUUUCCUUGCCUAGCUCACAAUUAAGUAGUCAUCAUCUUUAUUUCUACCUGCUGAGUUGUAUUUGAAAAGGUAUUAGAGACAUACCUGAAGUAUGCUAUCUGCUGGGAGCAAAAGCCUUGUCAGAAAAAUCAGGUCUGAUAAGAGAGGUGUGGUACCAUCACAAUAAAUCAAAAAAUGUUUGCGUAUUGACUAGCUUUUGUGUUGCACAGUAACACUGUAUGUCUUCUACUGCUCUAUUCCCCCAUCCGGAGAUGAGUGAAAUUAAGAAACAUCUCCAUUUGUCUGUUUGCUUUUUCCCCCUAGUUCAGCAAAAUUUCCAGGAUUAGAAUUGCCUUUCUUAGAGGAAGAAUAGCUGACUGAAGAAAAGUAAAAUAGUGUGUUUACAGUUCUGUGCUGACAGGUAGGCUUCAGCCUUACAAACUUCUGCACAGGCUUUAAGACCUUACAUUUAAUGCCACUCUUUUCAAUUUAGUGCAAUUGUACAGAGUAUGUUUCAACAACACUUAAUAUGCCUUCAUCUUUUUCUUAAAAAUAAGGAGAAAAAAAAAAUCUUUGUAUUAAUCCACAUGGUAGGUGACAAACACAGUCUUUGUAAACCUUUCACAUACAGCCUAUACUAUAUGCUUUUUUUCACAGAAAAUACACUCUUGUUGUGGCUUCAUGAGAACAUGGCCAUUUGUGUAACUCCAACAGAUAGUAGUGAUUUUAAAGACAGAACAUAGAUUCUGUUUUCCAUCUUGUGUUUGUUGAGCUGUUUUGCUCUAAGCAUGCCAUCUUAUGGGUUUCAUGUAAAUGACUUGGAUUCUUGAGUUUUGCCUUCUGUUAUGGUCGAGCACAUACCAGUAUCUGUACAUGUGUGCAGUAUGUGAUAGAUAAUCUCAUCAUGUAUUAAGUGCACUGGAGCCUUUGCAUAGAUACUCUAGAGGUUAAGAAUUUAAUAUGAAGUUAUUUUAGUUAUAUGAUACACAUUAUUCAGCAGCAGCCCCAUAAUUUUUUUUCCAGAUUGCUUUACCAAUUCUGAGUGCAAGAAAUUUGUUAUUGACCACAGCAAACUAUUUUGGGGAAAAAAAACCAAAA